Prorocentrum cordatum is the source of this 707-nucleotide messenger RNA. The record is from the annotation of a GenBank genome assembly. NCBI's taxonomy places the organism in Eukaryota, Dinophyceae, Prorocentrales, Prorocentraceae.
GCACCGGGCCCGCGGGCCCGGACGGCGCUGCCGCCGUGCCCAGCGCGCACCGCAGCCCUGGCGCGCUGGGCCUGCGGCGCGGCGUGGCGCUGUCGAGGACCGCCGUGGCGGAGGGCAGCAAAGGCGCAGGGCCAGAGCACGCGGAUGCCACAGCAGCAGUCCCCCUCGCUGCGUCUUCCUCCCUGCCCAGCGAGCUGGGCCUGCAGCGCAGCGUGGUGCUGUCCAGGACGUCGGCGGCGGAAGACGAGGACGCCGCACCUGCUCGCGCCGGCGGCGGGGCUGGCGCCCCGCUCGCCAGCUCCAGCCCCAGCGUGCUGGGCCUGCAGCGCGGCGUGGUGCUGUCCAGGACGACGGCAGCGGAGGACGAAGACGCCGCACCUGCUCGCGCUGGCGGCGAGCUGGGCCUGCAGCGCGGCGUAGUGCUGUCCAGGACGACGGCAGCGGAGGACGAAGACGCCGCGUCUGCUCGCGUCGGCAGCGUGCUGGGCCUGCAGCGCGGCGUGGUGCUGUCCCGGACGACGGCAGCGGAGGACGAGGACGCCGCGUCUGCUCGCGACGGCAGCGUGCUGGGCCUGCAGCGCGGAGUGGUGCUUUCCAGGACGACGGCAGCGGAGGAUGAGGACGCCGCGUCUGCUCGCGACGGCAGCGUGCUGGGCCUGCAGCGCGGCGUGGUGCUGUCCAGGACGGCUCCGGCAGAGGGGGGCUGA